This is a messenger RNA of Hevea brasiliensis (rubber tree), 2915 nucleotides long. Its product is annotated as pentatricopeptide repeat-containing protein At2g22410, mitochondrial-like. Bases 796 to 2769 code for a protein of 657 amino acids. The transcript has a single exon. Gene Ontology annotation, biological process: RNA modification. Gene Ontology annotation, molecular function: RNA binding; protein binding. Lineage: Eukaryota; Viridiplantae; Streptophyta; Magnoliopsida; Malpighiales; Euphorbiaceae. The record is from RefSeq and is a predicted model, not a curated record.
UUAAAGGCCACAAUGAGGUAAGAGUAUUCAUUGUAUUAGAGACAAUAGAAAUUUUAUUACUAAGUCUUAGAUAUUAAUGCAAACCUGAUAUGUAAUAGAGUUUAAUGGUGAAAAAUGAUUCAUAUAACUGACUCCACCUAAUUUUAGAUUAAGACUUAAUUGUUAUUGGUGUUGUUGAUAACACCAACACCCUCUCGCAGUUCUUAUGCCUUCCCUCUUCUUCAACUGAAAUCCCAACCCUCACCUCUUUCUCUUCUGUGUCAUCUUCAAGGGCCUCCCACUUUUCCACAUCUCUUGGCAUGUUUCUAUGCUCCUCUUCAACUACUUCUUCACCAUCUCUUUCUUCCUCAACUUUUCAAGUUACUAAUAUUCAAAAUCAUGUUUCUGCUACACUUAUUUCUCCAUUAUUUUAGUUUUCUUAGUUUUCUCCUUUUCAUUUUGUGGCAUGAAGGAUUAGAAGUGCAGGUUGGUUAUUCUUAUUGCUACCGACGCCAUAGCCACAGACCACAGUGACCUUGAUUAGCACUAAUAUAAGCCGGCGUUGUCCACAAAAAUCCUAAGGUAAUAGCAUAGAAAGACAAUAAAAGAAUUUGCAAGAGAAUGUCAGUGUGGGUCCAGAUUUUGAAGACACCUUCGUAGUUGUUGCAGUCCCACAUUUAAAAAUUAUAAAGAAUUCAAACGAGAGCUAAUGCAAACCUUCUCUGCAAUCUAAUCUAAAUAAAUUUUAUAAUUUCUCAAUGAAUAGGUUCCCAACUUAGAUUGGCGGUUUGUUUUCGUAACCAAUGCCCAACUGCCAUGUUCUUCCCUUUCAAAUAUUUUACCCUUGGUUCCCGCCUUAACCACACCGUCAGCUCAUUCCAUCAAUUCAAGUCUCAAACUCACCAAACUCUUCAUUCAAUGCUACUCAAAUGCUCCUCCAUGAAAGAACUAAAGCCAAUCCAUGCCCAAAUCAUCCUUAAUGGCCUCAACAAUGAGACUCUCACUCUCGGCAAGUUAAUCUCUUUCUGCGCUGUUGCUGAUGCUGGCAAUCUGGACUACGGCCAACUUUUAUUUAACCAAAUUCCUGAGCCCAAUAAAUUCAUGUACAAUAGUCUAAUAAGGGGUUACUCUAGUAGUAAUGAUCCCAUAAAGUCCAUAUUAUUGUAUCGCCAAAUGAUUGAUUCUGGCCUUUCUCCAAAUGAAUUCACUCUCCCUUUUGUACUUAAAGCAUGUGCUUCCAAAUCGGAUUAUUGGGUAUCCGUACUUGUCCACGGCCACGCUCAAAAAUUGGGUAUUGGGUCUCAUGUUUGUGUGCUAAACGGCCUGAUAAAUGCGUACGUUGCCUGUGGGUUCAUCCACUAUGCCCGCGAAAUGUUUGAUGAUAUAUCUGAUAGGACUUUGGUUUCUUGGAAUUCGAUGAUUGGUGGGUACGCCAAAGUGGGUUGGUGUAAAGAAUCGUUUUUAUUGCUUAAAGAGAUGAGAGGACUGGGGGUGGAGCCUGAUGAAUUUACUUUGGUUAACUUGCUUUCGAUCUGUUCACAGAGCUGUGAUAUAGUUCUUGGCAAGUUUGUGCAUUUGUAUAUUGAGAAAAGGGGGAUGGAGAAAGAUUUAAUUGUGAGAAACGCUCUUCUAGAUAUGUAUUCCAAGUGUGGGCAUUUGCAAUCAGCUGAAAGAGUUUUUGAGCGGAUGCCUGAUAAAAAUGUGGUGUCUUGGACUUCUAUGGUUAGUGCAUAUGCUAAACAUGGGCUUGUCGAAUUGGCUCGUCGAAAUUUUGACCAGAUGCCAGUGAAGAAUGUAAUUUCUUGGAAUGCAAUGAUUUCUUGUUAUGUUCAGGGAGGCCAAUGCCGGGAAGCUCUUGAUCUGUUCCAUGAGAUGAAUAAUUUGAGAGUGAAGCCUGAUGAGGCUACCCUACUUUCUAUUCUUUCAGCCUGUAGUCAGAUUGGUGAUUUGGUCAUGGGAAAGAAAAUCCACGAUUACAUACAUAGCACUUGUAGUACACCUAGUGUUACUCUAUGCAACUCAAUUAUAGACAUGUUUGCAAAGUGUGGCACCCUUAAGUUCGCCUUGGAUGUCUUUAACAAGAUGCCAAAUAAGAAUUUAGUGUCUUGGAAUGCCAUUAUUGGGGCCCUUGCAUUACAUGGUUGUGGACCAGAGGCAAUCAAGCUCUUUGAAAAGAUGCAAGCUGAAGGUAUUUGGCCUGAUGAGAUAACCUUCACAGGAUUGCUUUCUGCUUGUAGUCACAGUGGUCUUGUAGACACCGGGCGACAUUACUUUGACAAGAUGAGCUCUGUUUAUGGGAUUGUACAUGAAAUUGAGCAUUAUGCAUGCAUGGUUGAUCUUCUUGGGCGAGGAGGUCUCUUGGAUGAAGCUAUUAGUCUAAUAAGAGGAAUGCCAAUGAAGCCUGAUAUUGUGAUUUGGGGUGCUUUACUUGGUGCAUGUAGGAUCCACGGAAAUGUUGAGAUAGGGAAACAAAUCCUAAAACAGUUAUUGGAGUCGGAGCCAUACAGUUCUGGUGUUUAUGUCCUUGUAUCGAACUUGUAUUCUGAAGUUGGAAGAUGGCAAGACAUGAAGAACAUUCGAAAACUAAUGAAUUACCAUGAGAUCAUCAAGUGCAGAGCAAUUAGCUCAGUUGAAGUUGAGGGCUAUGUUUAUGAAUUCAUGGUUGAUGACAAGAGACUCGAAGUUUCAAGCAAUGUAUUCUCCAUUCUUGAUCAGUUAACUGACCAUAUGAAGUCAAUAGCGUACUUUUGCAACAUCUCAAGUCUUUGUUCAGAAACGUCGGAAGUAUAGUGGCAACAAGCCUUGAAAGUACAGUAUGUGAGCAAUAAACAAGAACAACUGCUAUGAACUGUAAGUACACAAACUCACUCAGGAUGGAUAUUUCUUCCUGUCAUUUUUGAAUUCUGUAUUUAUUUAUUACAAGCUUUAUACCGAGA